Quercus robur (English oak) is the source of this 785-nucleotide messenger RNA. Its product is annotated as gibberellin-regulated protein 14-like. The record is from RefSeq and is a predicted model, not a curated record. Lineage: Eukaryota; Viridiplantae; Streptophyta; Magnoliopsida; Fagales; Fagaceae. Bases 64 to 423 code for a protein of 119 amino acids. The transcript has 3 exons.
AUCGAGAUCCAGUGACUACCUAGCCUUCCAAUUCUCUUCGCUUUUUUCUGAUCUUCUUCUAAGAUGGCUUUCAAAGCUCUGCUCAUUUUGUUCGCUACUCUUCUUGUGGUUACAACAAGAGUUUCAUCAUAUGGGGAGGAAAACCGUGCACCCGCGCCAUCGCCAAAGCCACACGCUGUGCCCCCAGUUGGGCCACCCACUUAUGCACCACUGCCCCCAUUGACGACAACAAAGGGUUGCACACCUACAUGUUAUGAGAGAUGCAACACAGGUAAAGGGAAGAGAGAGUGCCAGAGAGCAUGCACGAGAUGUUGUAAGCAAUGCUCCUGUGUUCCACCAGGUCCACGCGGUACUAACUUGGAAAAGUGUGGCAAGUGCUACUCCGAGGUGACCUAUCACGGCCAAAUCUACAAGUGCCCUUGAAACGGCCUAUUAUUUCUUAUAAUUGCUGGUUCUAUUAAUUAACUAAGUCUGUAGUGACUAGGUCAAAUGGGUGAAAAAUAAGGAAGCAUUAUCUCCAUUUGAGAAAAGAAUCCAUUUCAUUUCAUUGUUUUCUUUUAGUGUCAGCAAUAAAUGUGUAAGUAGUGCUAUAGGCCAAGACUUGUACCGUGCUGUCUACUAAAUAUUCCUAUUAAUUUGCUGUUUCAGACAUUGAUAUUUCUACUUGUUUUCUUCAUAUAUUAUAUAUUUGUAGUAGUUUUCCUUCUAAAUGUGUUUUCCUGUAUCCAUUCUUGUACUUCUUGAAGCAAUUAAUUGAAAUACAAAUAUUUAUAUUUAUGCCAAUA